GGAAGGUCGUUACUGUGUAUCCCUGUUGGUAACGGCAGGCUCGAUAUUACAGAGGCGCUGUUUGGGCGUGGUGGCAGUAUACCUGCUUUGCUCGGUGGCGCAUCGCAGGUGUCGUGUUUUCCUCCGCUGUGGUUCUUUAGUGCUAUGUAGUUACGCGCGGGGUUGGUACCGAAGCAGAACGUGUAUUUUGGCAUAUUCAAAUGAACCGAGGCGAAGUCCGAAAGAAUAUGUUUACCUCGUAGUUUAUUCUUAUACAAAAUGUUUUGUUUUUAAAUGGCUUCAUUUCGAUACGUUUUAACCCGUCGUGUAAAUAACAGUGGGUGAAACAAUGAAAGACACACACCUGCCAUCCGAUUCAUGUAUCAAUGGUGUUGGCAACACGUCUUUUAGUGCAGACAACUCUACAGUCAACACAGCAGCUCUGACCAUUGACAAAUGGAGCAACUACAAUUUCUGGACAGGCUUGACGCUGGCCGUGCUCUCAGCUUUUCUUAUAGGAGGAAGCAUUAUCCUGAAGAAGAAGGCGUUGCUACGUUUGGCCAGUACUGGGGAGACGAGAGCAGCUGAGGGAGGUCAUGGGUACCUGAAGGACUGGCUGUGGUGGGGAGGUCUUUUGACAAUGGGUGGUGGUGAAGCGGCAAAUUUCACGGCGUACAUGUUUGCUCCAGCCACAGUGGUGACCCCUUUAGGAGCUCUCAGUGUUCUUAUCAGUGCAGUUCUGUCCUCCCACUUGUUCGGAGAAACAAUGAAUCUGCUAGGAAAACUUGGCUGCAUGCUCAGCAUUCUGGGAAGCACUAUAAUGGUUAUACAUGCACCUGAAGAGGAAGAGGUGACGACGCUUACAGAAAUGACACAGAAACUGCUGGAUCCUGGUUUUCUGGUGUUUGCCAGCAUCCUGCUGGUCACUUGUAUGGUCCUGAUCUUCUACGUCUCUCCUCGCUUCGGUCAAACCAACAUAUUAGUCUACAUCAGCAUCUGCUCUCUGCUCGGAUCGUUCACCGUGUCCUCGGUCAAGGGCCUCGGCAUUGCGAUCCGCACCAUGUUCUCUGACCUUUCAGUGGUCCGUCACCCUCUCACUUGGAUUCUUUUGCUGACCCUAAUUGGAUCCAUCAUCAUCCAGGUCAACUAUCUGAAUAAGUCACUGGAUACCUUCAAUACGCUCUUGGUGUACCCCAUCUACUACGUCUUUUUCACCACUGUAGUCCUGAGCACCUCCGUGAUUCUCUUUAAAGAAUGGGGAGCCAUGUCAGGAGUGGAUGUGGUGGGCACCAUCGGGGGCUUCUUGGUGAUUGUGAUCGGGGUGGGCAUGCUACACCUCUUCAAAGACUUGAAUGUGAGUUUUGAAGAUCUAAGAAGCAACCUUUGUCAGCCAGACAGCCCGUCGAAGAGGGAGGACAAGCACAUCCUCAUAGAGAACAUAGAGAGCCUGCCACCCAUGAGAGAGGAAGGGCCCAGAGUCUUCAUCAUCAGCUGAGAUUGUACCAGAUCUCAGCUGGUUUGACUAUACAGUUUAGUAAUAUCCUCACUCUUAGGGUGAAUCCCAUUUCUCUGUCUUACCCCUUCCCCUACGUCUUACCCCUAGCCCUUGUCCCUCGAAACCGAGUGGUAAGCGCUAGGGGUGAAAACAUACCCCUAUGAAAUGAGACACCACUUGGUUACGGUUACGUCAUCAUACACCGUCGCUAGCUGGCUGCUACGUCACCAGAGCCGACAAGUGUUGAUCACAAACUUUUGAUCGUUUUACAAACUUGUUAAAACUGUAGACAUGCAUGGAGUCCAUUCAAGGCUAGUCUGCGGGACUGUUGUGCAAAUCAGCAAUGUAACGUUAGCGUCGCAAACUAGCGAUUUUAAAAACAUUUCAAUUAAGAACAUGGUUGCAAAUAUAUAUGUACAGGACUGUCUAGAGCACAAAACAAGACUGUCGUAAUUUUUAAAUAAAUUAUUUAAGCCGAAAAUACUUGAUUGUUGCCGGUUGCGCAGUGUGUUCUGGGUACCCCUCGGUUUCAAGUAAGCUCGCGAAAAUGCUUGGUUUUAAGGGUAU
Molecule: messenger RNA, 2041 nt
Organism: Onychostoma macrolepis
Lineage: Eukaryota; Metazoa; Chordata; Actinopteri; Cypriniformes; Cyprinidae
Gene: nipal4
Product: NIPA like domain containing 4
Exons: 6
Coding region: 329-1474 (381 amino acids)
Biological process (GO): magnesium ion transport
Cellular component (GO): membrane
Molecular function (GO): magnesium ion transmembrane transporter activity
Source: RefSeq, a predicted model, not a curated record